AUGGUCUGCGAAUAUAAAGUUCACAUUCGUGAAGCAGGAGAAACCAUCCCGAUGCCCGAUAUCAAAAGCGAAAAGCGGAGGGCCGACCCGCCCGCGCCAUCGCCUAAUAUGGAACUGGCAGUAAUUGAAAUCUCUAGAGAAGAAUUUCAGGCGUGCAAGAAGCGACGCAUUGCCCCUGAGGAGAAGAGGAGCGAAGCCGCCAACGUGUUCACACCUUACCACUUCAUGCCCGACGAUAUCAAGGAAGAGGACAGGGACAGGGACGACCCACUCGCAUCCGCGCCCGCGCCCGCGCCGCCCAACAUGUUCACACCUUACGUCUUCCACGACGAGUCCCUCGGUCAAGAUAGCGACGCGAAUGCGCACAUCGACUACUGGAGGGACAGCCUCUCGCCGAAACAGCGUCUUCGCUUCGCUUUGAAGAAGUUAUUGGAGUGUGAGUUCAGUCAGACGUUGGCCAUCACCGCCGAGCACAAGCUAGUCUCCUCAAACCUGAAAUGGGAGCGUCAGGAGCACUAUACGGGUGUUGCUCGGUAUCUUUUUACGCCGAAAGAGAAUGGCGAGGAGACUUGCAACAAGUGUACGACUAUAGACAAUUACGGCCCGUUUGCGGAGUGUGUCGCUGGCGGUCGGGCGGUGCACAAGGGUGCUUGCUUCAGCUGUUAUUAUAAGGGCGAAGGAAAGAGUUGUUGCCUCCGUAUCGCAAUCCGUGAGGAGGAUUGA
Molecule: messenger RNA, 723 nt
Organism: Neurospora tetraspora
Lineage: Eukaryota; Fungi; Ascomycota; Sordariomycetes; Sordariales; Sordariaceae
Exons: 5
Coding region: 1-723 (240 amino acids)
Source: RefSeq, a predicted model, not a curated record